AUGGGCUGCAAAGAGUCUCGUAAUACUGUUACACCGUUUGUGAUACAAAAAGGUUCAAAACAACAAGAUCUACGUGCACUUCUCAAUGUUCAUCCAACUCGUUCACUAUCAUCAAAAAAAAAUCAACUAAAUGAUCACAGUCGAUCGAACGGUUCCACAUUUCAUACGAAAUUGCCAGAUCAUGGAGAAAAUGGCCAUCUGAAACUAGUACGAGACAGUCGUCUUGUUAAAAAAGAAGAUUCGCCUUUACAUGACGGCAAUACACAUCAUACAAAAUGUGAUAUAUGUGACAAGUGGCCUAUAAUGGGUGACCGCUAUAGGUGUUUGGAAUGUACAGAUUUUGAUGUAUGCGGUGAUUGUUUUGAGAAACGACGCGAAACCGAAAAUCAUAGAAGUGGACAUGCUUUUGUACAUUUUAAAGUACCUAUGGAAUUAUUCGGUAUGAUGAUUGAUGAUGUUGAUACUGAUGUGACAAUGGAAAACUUAAUACAAUAUUUUCAAAAUGCCAAGCAUCAAGGAGUUGCUUGUGACGGUUGUUCAGCCAAGUCAAUUACAGGAAUCCGAUUCAAAUGUGAUACAUGUCCUAGUUAUGAUUUGUGUUUGAAAUGCAUGAAAAAGAAAAAAGAAACACGUCAUCAUACAGCGAAACAUCCACUUAUUAUCAUGGAUGAAAAUAAUUUGAAAGUUAUCGAAACAAGCGAUAUUGAAUUAGGUCACAAACUUGGUCAAGGCAAUUUUGGUUCAGUAUAUCAAGCAAAAUGGAUUUCAAGAAAUCAACAAGUUGCUUGCAAAGUAUUCGAUGUUUUACUCAAUCCAUUACUAAUAGAAAGUUUUGUAAAAGAAUUAUCUGCAUAUAAUGAAUUAUCAGGUGCAUAUAUUCUUAAAUUGUAUGGUUUUGUUCAUCAUACACCUACAAAUAGUAAUGGUGGAGUACAAUGCAUGUUAAUUAUGGAAUACAUGACUUUGAAUAUUGCUAGUGGAAUGCUUAAAUUACAUGGACAUUAUACAGCUAAAAUAGGUGAUCUAGGUAUUGCAUUUAGAAUUGAAACUAAAGCUCAACAAAUGGUCACAAAUACUGGAUGUAUAUCUUAUAUGCCACCAGAAUUUUACCAACAUAAAUGUGAUCAAUCUCUUGACGUAUUUACAUUUGAAAUAAUCGAUCGAUGCGUUCAUCAUGAUCCUAAACAACGUCCAUUAGCUACUGAACUUGAAGCUAUAUUUGCUCUAUAUAAACGAACGUUUGAAAAACAUGCUGCAGCCAAUAGUUUCAACUACAAAACUCAGCCGCUUACUAAGCAAAAUCGAUUCUUUUUCGAUUUUUACAAAUCUUUUCACACGAGAGACAAAGCAGCUAUUGAAAUUCAAUAUGCUCGUGCCAGAGCUGAAUCUUAUGAUUUUACAGAUUCGGAUGCAAUUAAAUCUGCUGUUUUCGGAAUGCUAAUGAAAACUAUACUCGAAAAAGAAGUAGAAGAGCAACGAAUGACUAAUGAAGAAAGUAGUAACAAAGAUGAUGACGAUUCUGAUGCAGAUGGUUAUAAAUAUUAUGAUGAUUAA
Molecule: messenger RNA, 1554 nt
Organism: Rotaria sp. Silwood1
Lineage: Eukaryota; Metazoa; Rotifera; Eurotatoria; Philodinida; Philodinidae
Source: the annotation of a GenBank genome assembly